AAUUUGUCGUCUGCAACAAACGAGGAGCUUUUGCCAUCGUUCGUUGUGCAUAUGUCUUUCGCGAUUUGAGCGGAGAGCUAAGCUCCGAAUGCGCCCGAGCUCUGCCGCGCAAAUUAAUGCAAAACUGACAAAGCAUAUCGAGCUAGCUGCUCGGCUUAUCUUGGUACAGUCACUGCGAGAUGGAGUUAAAAAGACAAUAAAUAUGAAUAACUUUGAAAAGAUUGAGAAGAUUGGUGAAGGCACUUAUGGAGUGGUUUACAAGGCAAAAGACUUGAAAUCUGGAAAAACCGUCGCAUUGAAGAAAAUACGACUGGAUACUGAAUCAGAAGGUGUCCCCAGUACUGCCAUCAGAGAAAUCGCACUCUUGAAAGAACUGGACUACAAGAACAUUGUCAAGUUACAUGAUGUUGUGCACAGUGAUAAGAAGCUGUAUCUUGUCUUUGAGUUCAUGAACCAGGAUCUAAAAAAAUACAUGGAUGUUGCCCCUCCAUCUGGUCUACCAACAGCUUUAGUCAAGAGUUAUCUUCAGCAACUUCUACAGGGUAUAGCAUUUUGCCAUGCACACCGUGUCCUUCACAGAGAUCUUAAACCUCAGAAUCUGCUCAUUGAUGCAGAAGGCCACAUCAAACUCGCUGAUUUUGGACUAGCAAGAGCAUUUGGGGUUCCUGUCAGGACAUAUACUCAUGAGGUUGUCACAUUAUGGUACAGAGCACCAGAGAUAUUACUAGGCUGCAGGUAUUACUCUACAGCUGUGGAUAUCUGGAGUAUAGGAUGUAUCUUUGUAGAGAUGAUAACAAGGAGAGCUCUAUUCCCGGGUGAUUCUGAAAUUGACCAGCUCUUCAGGAUAUUCCGGACAAUGGGCACUCCAGAUGAAAAACUCUGGCCUGGGGUCACUUCUCUACCAGACUACAAAACCAGUUUCCCAAGAUGGUCACCUCAGGAUUUCAGCAAGAUUGUCCCCAUGCUCAAUAAAGAUGGCAAGGAUUUACUCAAGUCUAUGCUUUGCUACGAACCAGACAAGAGGAUAUCAGCCAAGACAGCUCUCUCACAUCCAUAUUUCAAGGAUGUUAAACUAGUGCCUCCUCCUCAUCUUCCUACAUGAUCAGUUUGUACCAUGCAAAACCUUCCUAUAUAUAACAUGUAUGUGUUGAAGAGAGAUAUUACCUUAUUUAUUACACAUCUUUGUGUAUAUUAUGUAUAAAUUGUGAGAAAGGGUUUGUGUUUUGUUUCUGGUUAUUUUGUGGUGUACUUGACAAUAUUCUACUUGCUUGUAUUAACUUUUGAGCAGUCUGCUUGCUCUAUGAUUGCUAUAAUGAAAGAUCAUCAUACAAAAAUGUCAUGCCUGAAAAAUUAUAUAGGUUGAGUGACAAAGCAGUGUAUCUCAAAUCUAAUGACCUGUUUUCUGAAGGAUUAAGACGUUGAUAUGUUAGUACACUCUGUUAUGGUAUCCUUCAUUCUCAGAGCAAUAGUGACUUCAUCUCUGCAGUUUGCAUUUUGAGAAAUAUAAGGUAUGACAAGAAAAUAUUAUCUCAAGUUA
Molecule: messenger RNA, 1537 nt
Organism: Lytechinus variegatus (green sea urchin)
Lineage: Eukaryota; Metazoa; Echinodermata; Echinoidea; Temnopleuroida; Toxopneustidae
Gene: cdk2
Product: cyclin-dependent kinase 2-like
Exons: 7
Coding region: 89-1102 (337 amino acids)
Biological process (GO): regulation of G2/M transition of mitotic cell cycle; G1/S transition of mitotic cell cycle; protein phosphorylation
Cellular component (GO): nucleus; cyclin-dependent protein kinase holoenzyme complex; cytoplasm
Molecular function (GO): ATP binding; cyclin binding; cyclin-dependent protein serine/threonine kinase activity
Source: RefSeq, a predicted model, not a curated record